Molecule: messenger RNA, 279 nt
Organism: Habropoda laboriosa
Lineage: Eukaryota; Metazoa; Arthropoda; Insecta; Hymenoptera; Apidae
Gene: Tim8
Product: mitochondrial import inner membrane translocase subunit Tim8-like
Exons: 2
Coding region: 1-279 (92 amino acids)
Source: RefSeq, a predicted model, not a curated record
AUGGCUGAUAAUUUUUCUAUGGAAGGUAGCAAGGUUGCUGGCGCAGACGCUGAACUACAAGAAUUUCUCUUAACUGAAAAGCAGAGAGCACAAUUUCAAGCUCAGAUACGUGAAUUCAACGACAUUUGUUGGGAAAAAUGUGUUGAUAAACCAGGAGUCAAAUUGGAUAAUCGAACAGAAACAUGUUUAAGCAAUUGCGUUGAUAGGUUUAUAGAUGUUUCACUUUUAAUUACAAAUCGGUUUGGACAACUUUUGCAAAAAGCUGUAGGAAACAUGUAA